Messenger RNA from Aspergillus fumigatus Af293, 1866 nucleotides. Lineage: Eukaryota; Fungi; Ascomycota; Eurotiomycetes; Eurotiales; Aspergillaceae. The record is from RefSeq and is a predicted model, not a curated record.
AUGCGCCUCUUCAACGCCACCUCCCACCAACUCACCGACUUCGUCGAGACCAUCCCGCCCUACGCCAUCCUCUCCCACCGAUGGCAGGACGAGGAGGUCCUCUUCCAAGACAUCGUGUCGGGCACGGCACGCACCAAAAAGGGGUACGAGAAAAUCUCGCAAUGCUGCGCACAGGCCCUCCGCGACAAUCUGGGGUAUAUCUGGGUCGAUACGUGCUGCAUCGACAAGACCAGCAGCGCGGAGCUCUCGGAGGCGCUGAACUCGAUGUAUGAGUGGUAUCAGAACGCGGAGGUGUGCUACGCUUAUCUGUGCGACGUGGAUGUGGCUGAUACGUCGGACGGCGAAGUGCCGUCGGAAGGAGGAAGAAGCAGUGGCGGGGGGUUCGGAGGCAGUGUCUGGUUCACGCGCGGCUGGACGCUGCAGGAGCUCCUUGCGCCGGCGCGGGUCGAAUUCUUCAAUGCGGAUUGGCACCCGCUCGGCGCCAAGGCGGAGCUGAAGAGCAUCAUCGCUGGGAUUACCGGCAUCCCCGAGGCGGUGCUGGACGGGACGCGCCGGCCACAAGAGCUGAGCGUCGCGCAGCGGAUGUCGUGGGCGUCGCAGCGGGUGACGACCAAAGUCGAGGAUAUGGCGUAUAGCCUGCUCGGCCUGUUCGAGAUCAACAUGCCGAUGCUGUACGGGGAGGGCAAGCGGGCGUUUAUCCGGCUGCAGGAGGAGAUUAUGAGGCAGUCGGAUGACCAGACGCUGUUUGCGUGGACGAGGUCGUCGGGUUCGAGUUCGUCGCCGGCGGAUGCUGAGACGACCUACCAUGGGCUGCUGGCGCAGUCGCCGGCGGACUUUCGAGACAGCGGCGAGUUCGUGCAGUCGCAGCAAAGGUUCAACCGGAGUCCGUUCUCCGUGACGAACAUGGGGAUCAGUAUUGAGCUGGCUGUGGUGCACUGGACGAUGGACAGGUACCUCGCGGCGCUGGACUGCGAGAUGCAGAGCAAGAAGAGCCGGGUGGGGAUCUUCCUCGCGCCGCUGCCGGAAAACAACCAAUAUGCGAGGGUGAUGGGCGCUGGAGACCACCUGCCGACAUUGCCGGCCGACGUGAAGUCCGAGUAUCGCAAGGUCUACGUGAGACAGAGAAUCGCAGGGACCCCAAGGCCCCCGGAGCGCAUGUACGGGUUCUGGCUGCGGCAGUUUCCCCCGGUUUGGAAGGGCCCUCACUCUCAAUUCGAGGUGACGGCGUACCACCCCUGGGACGAAACAGAGCGCAAGCUCUGCAUCCCGCCGGGGAAACGGGGCACCGCGGGAAUCAUCAGAUACUCCAUGCGCCAGGACCGCGUCGUGAACCUGCGCGUCGGAUUCGACGCCAUGCUGAACCCCGUGGUCCAGUUUGGUGGCUCUCUCAUGACCGACGCUCGGUUCCGAGCGCGCGAUCCCCAUGCCUUCGAAGCGCAGAUGGCGGACGACUGGAUGGACAAACGGAGGGAGUGCGUUUUCAUCGGAGACAGGAACCACGGCCUCAACGUGAACGACGGGAUGAUCCGCAUCCUGGUCCUGGACGAGGUCGUCCAGGGACAGCCAAUGUGGGUGGUCUACAUCGCGGAGCCGGAAAACGGAGCCUGGCACAAAGACUGCGUCUGCGACGGAUGCCAGCUGACGGUGUUUGGGACGCGAUAUCGAUGCCAGUCAUGUCCUGGAUUUGACUACUGUUCCGACUGCUUCCCGAACGCGAAGCACACGCACCCCGGCCAUGAAUUCCUCGAGGACAAGCCUGUUUGGCAUGCUGGAGUGUACUGCGACUGGUGUGCUGAGGUGAGUAUGCUGCUUUCCUUGUCUUCUGCGUUGGCUGACUCCACAGGGGAUAUAUGGCCCGCGGUAUAA